AUGUCUCUCCAGAAAAACAAAAUUGAACCGUUGUUGGACAAUUUGCAAAGCAUCCAAUCAAACCUCGACGAGUAUUUACCAGCCGCUUACUGUUUUAUACAAGCACAAAAGGUCCAUUUCACCCCUAUUGAAAAAGAUGAAAACGAGGGGAGGGACGACAAUACCGACAGCUCCGUCGUUAUAGCACUAGAAAACGAAAGGUUGCCCUUCAAUGUUAACGUGUUCAAAAAUGGUAUAGCAUCAAAAGUAGAUGCCGAUUUCUUGCCAGAUAAGUUGUAUUUGAAAAAUAAAAACCUUCUUUAUAGCCUCAACAACCCGUCUACAUCUGAUGUAGAAACUGAGAGCAAUGGAAAUAGCUUAUUGGUACCGUCAAUGUCAAUGUCAACGUCAACAUCUGGAACUUUGAAUUCUGAUCAUUUAAAUUCGUCUUUGCCGUUUGAUUCAAAGUCGAGAUCAAGAUCUCCAUCUCCAUCUCCCUCUCCACCAGCUACUUGCGCCGACAAUAUGACAAGCUCUUUAUAUUUGCCGAAAAUGGUGAUCAAUUUGACCGAAAAUUUGCAAACAGAGUUUCAACAGUUGAAAAGAUUGAUUUUAAAAGUGUUCCCUCGGUGGCACAAUGAGAAUAAGUUGAAAUUAAAACAACUUACUGGCGGUAUCACAAAUAUGCUUUUAUCGUGCGAAUAUGAUGGCACAACAACAAUUCUUAUCAGAGUUUACGGCCACGGAACAAAUCUCAUCAUCGACAGACAUCGCGAGUUUAUUUCUCAUCUUAUAUUAAACUCCAUCGGCCUCGCACCGCCUGUUUACGCACGGUUCAAAAAUGGAUUGAUCUACGGGUUUCUUCAUGGAAGAUCCCUCAAGCCAAGCGAGCUCAGCAAUCCCCGGCUAUAUCCAUUGGUUGCUCAACAAUUGGGCAAUUGGCAUAAAUCCUUAAACUACACGUUGAUCGAGGAAGGCGUUGAAAAGAUACGAGCUUUGAGACUCAGCUCACGAAGAAACUCGUUUAGCAAAAAGAAAUCGUCGAAAAAGAAGAAAAGGUUCAUUUCAAAUAUUUGGGAAUUGAUUGACGAUUGGAUCGAAAUCGUGCCAGUAAACCCGGAACUAAUUGCUUCUUUUCAACAGCAUCUCAACAUCGAAGUCAACGAACUCAACUUGAAAGAUGUGGUAAAAGGAGAGUUCCAUUGGUUACAGAAAACCCUCGAAGCUGUCAAUUCACCAAUAGUCUCUUCCCAUUGCGAUUUGUUAUCGGGAAAUAUAAUUGUUCCAGAAGACUACAACGAGAAAGUUUACAGUUACGACAACGACAACGACAACGACGACAACAACAACAACAACACACCACUACCAGACGUGGAAUUUAAUCCCGUUAAAUUCAUUGACUACGAGUAUAUGUUGCCCGCACCAAGAGCUUUCGAUAUUGCCAACCAUUUCGCCGAGUGGCAGGGAUUCGAUUGUGAUCGAAGUGCAAUACCAGAGCCAAGCAUCGAUAACCCCACAAUAGUAAAAUUUUGUCAGGGGUACCUUAACAACAAUGAUAUGCUCAAGAUAGAGGAGUUGGUAAAUGAGAUUUCUAUGUUUUAUGGUCUCCCGGGUUUUUAUUGGGGUAUUUGGGCAAUGAUACAAAGUGAACUAUCGAACAUCGACUUUGAUUACGCCAAGUAUGGUAAAUCAAGAUUACAAGAAUACUGGGACUGGAAGCUGAUAAAUGAGCAGAAAUUAGACAAGUCAAUUUAA
Lodderomyces oxycetoniae is the source of this 1734-nucleotide messenger RNA. RefSeq lists its product as uncharacterized. Lineage: Eukaryota; Fungi; Ascomycota; Pichiomycetes; Serinales; Debaryomycetaceae. The record is from RefSeq and is a predicted model, not a curated record. The transcript has a single exon. Gene Ontology annotation, molecular function: ethanolamine kinase activity. Gene Ontology annotation, cellular component: cytoplasm. The coding region runs from base 1 to 1734 and encodes 577 amino acids. Gene Ontology annotation, biological process: phosphatidylethanolamine biosynthetic process.